AUGACGCGCCGCGGGACGCUCCCGCCGGCGCUGCUUCUGCUGCUGCUAGCCGCGGCGCUGGUGGCGACAACAACCACUGUGUCCGGGCAGGGCCGGCCCGUGACCGACAGCGGCGCGGAGACGCCUCCCACGCCGUCCAGCUUCACGCCCAAGGACAGCUUCCUGAUCGACUGCGGCGGGACGGCGCCCGUGACCGCCGACGGCAAGUCGUACAAGACGGACGCGCAGGCCAACCACCUGCUCUCCGCCAACGACGCCAUCCGCGUCGCCGCCGACGACAAGGCCGACGUGCCGUCGCCGCUGUACGCCACCGCGCGGGUCUUCAAGGAGGAGGCCGUCUACAGCUUCCCGCUCACCGUGCCGGGGUGGCACUUCAUCCGCAUCUACCUCUUCCCGAUCAAGGGCGGCGACGUGGACCUCGCGUCGGCCACCUUCAGCGUCGUCACCGACGACAACGUCCUGCUGCACAGCUUCACCCCGGAGAACAAGCCGGUGAUGAAGGAGUUCGUGAUCAACGCCACCGAGAACCACCUCGCGCUCAAGUUCCAGCCGCUCAAGGGCUCCGCCGCCUUCGUGAACGCCAUCGAGGUGGUGAACGCGCCCGACGAGCUCAUCACUGACUCGGCGCUGGCCGUCGCGCCGCUGGGCGAGAUCACCGGCCUCGUGCACGACGCGUACCAGGUCCUGUACCGGAUCAACGUCGGCGGCCCCGCCAUUGGCCCCGCCAACGACACGCUGGGCCGGCAGUGGGAGACCGACGCGGCGUACGUGCAGACCAAGGAGGCGGUGAAGGACGUGUCGGUGCCCACCAGCACCAUCAAGUUCCCCGACGGGACGUCCCGGCUGGUGGCGCCGACGCUGGUGUACGCGAGCGCCGCCAAGAUGGCGGACGCCGACGUGGGGAGCCCCACCUUCAACCUGACGUGGAAGGUGGACGUGGACCCGUCCUUCAGCUACCUGGUCCGCCUCUUCUUCGCCGACAUCGUGAGCAAGGCCACCAACGACCUCUACUUCGACGUGUACAUCAGCGGGCGCAAGGCCGUGUCCGGGCUGGACCUGUCCACGGUGACCGGCGGCGAGCUGGCGGCGCCCUACUACAAGGACUUCGUGGUGAACUCGUCGUCGCUGGAGGGCGCGGACGGCAAGGGGAAGCUGAGCGUCCAGGUCGGGCCCAUGGGGCAGGACACGGGGCGGAUCGACGCGCUGCUCAACGGCAUGGAGGUGCUCAAGAUGAGCAACUCCGUGGGCAGCCUGGACGGCGAGUUCGGCGUGGACGGGCGGAAGGCCGACGACGGGAGCGGCGGGCGCAAGGCGGUGGCGGCCGUCGGGUUCGCCAUGAUGUUCGGCGCGUUCGCGGGGCUGGGCGCCAUGGUGGUGAAGUGGUACAAGCGGCCGCAGGACUGGGAGCGGCGGGAGAGCUUCUCGUCGUGGCUGCUCCCCAUCCACACGGGCCAGUCCUUCACCGCCAGCGGCAAGGGCGGCCUGGCGGAGUGGGGCAUGCAGUGGAAGCGCAAGGGCCUCAUCGAGAAGAUCAUGGACCCCAAGCUCGCCGGCACCGUCAACCCGGAGUCGCUCGCCAAGUUCGCCGAGACCGCCGAGAAGUGCCUCGCCGAGUUCGGCAGCGACCGCAUCUCCAUGGGCGACGUGCUGUGGAACCUCGAGUACGCGCUGCAGCUGCAGGACGCCAACCCGCCCGAGGGCGCGCAGCAGGACGGGGAGGACGGCGCCGCGGCCUCGGGCGGCGGCGGAGGCGCCGUCGUCCCCGCGGCCAGCGCCUCGGGCGGCGGCGUGCCCGACGCGUCCACCACCGCCGCCGGGGAGCUCUUCCAGCAGCUCGCCGACAUGAAGGGGAGGUGA
Messenger RNA from Miscanthus lutarioriparius, 1857 nucleotides. The record is from the annotation of a GenBank genome assembly. NCBI's taxonomy places the organism in Eukaryota, Viridiplantae, Streptophyta, Magnoliopsida, Poales, Poaceae.